AAACUGUAUAAAGAUUGAAUGUCGUGAAACGGAUGCAGUAACAGUUUAACAGUGGAGGGGUGACAUACCGAGAUAGUAAAACAUUGAAGAAUAAAUAUGACAAUAUAAAGAAAAGGUCAAAGAAGAAGUUCUCACGGUAGAAGUGUUCCCUGUUUGCUACGGGAGGAGGUGCCUCAAAAACAAUUCAUUUCACCGAUAUUGAUGAACAAGUCAAAGACAUUUUAGGUGUCCGAAUAGAAGAGUUUCAGCGUAUGAUGAUGACAUGAUUGUCUGUGCAUACCUGAAAAUGGUACAUGCCGAGACAUAAUUAUUGAGGACUAUGAAAUCACUUCAGAAGAGAUGCAGGAAGUUCAAAGAAGUGAUAAAGAAAAUCAAAUAGUAUCUGAUUUAGAAGGUCCAGAAGCCAGUAUUCAUCAGGCGGAGGAUGGGAGCAAGCUAAAUACAUCCCCUUUGUGCGCACUAAAAUCAAGUGCUCUGAGAACUCCAGAAAAAGGUCCAGAAGCCAGUAGCCAAAUGAGGGACUGGAUCAAAUUAAGUACAUCCCUUUUGCGCACACCAAAAUCAAGUGCUCUGAGAACUGCAGAAGUGAAGACCGACUCCUGA
Acanthoscelides obtectus is the source of this 603-nucleotide messenger RNA. NCBI's taxonomy places the organism in Eukaryota, Metazoa, Arthropoda, Insecta, Coleoptera, Chrysomelidae. The record is from the annotation of a GenBank genome assembly.